GAACGAUCACUAACGUCAUUUCUGCAAGUAUGGAACUAGCAGAACUUUUUCCUGAUCCUUACAAUAAGAACUUCGUUGUCACCAUCUGUGAUGCGAACAUCGCGACAUACCUCUCGGGAAGACAUAAUGUGCUCCAUAUCUGCUUUUUGAAUGAUCUGAAACGAGUCCCUAUAAUGGGACUCGCUUCUUACAAGUAUAAAGAUAUUUGGAACAUCAGUGUUACGAAAAUGGAGGAUUAUUAUAGGCCGUUCAAUUUCGGCCGAAAGCGCAUUCCUGAUUCUCUUGCUAGUGGAGGUAUCAUGCGUGGCGACACGGUCCAAGUGGAAUUCAAAUUUCGUGAAGAUCAAGUAUAUGUGAGGAUAGGCAAAAAUAGGACUGAUUGGACGCGAUGGUUAUGUUCGAAAUAUGACCGCUCUAUCAAAUUGUCGUUUAUCGUGGAAUCGGCUAAGAAAAACUUCGUUGUCUUGAGAGAUGACCUCUAUCUUGAUUACCUAAUGAAUGGGUCUCCCAGAAGCCUCCGUCAUUGUUUUUGUUGCAAUAACUACAAAGAUAGGGUUGUGGUGCCUGAUUGUGGCCACUACAUGUGUGUGGAGUGCUGGAGUAAAUGGUUCAAAGGAAAGCCGGAUGCAGCAUGUUUUUGUUCCAAAAGAAUCAGUCGUCAGAUCAUUGCGCGAUUGCGUGACAGUCCUUGUCCAAUUGACCACUGCCGAUUUGGAGAUACAGAACACGAAUAUGUCCUAGUGCCCUGCGGGUGCGUAGUACGAUGUGUGAAUGAACAUCAAGGAAAGCCUUUGAGAUGUCCGCAUGAGGCUUGUAACAAAGCGGUUGAAGAGAAAUGGGCGCUUUAUGAGCACUAAUUCAUCUAUGAUACAGUGGUCGUCUGGUCUAAGUCUUUCUGCUGCACAUUGCGUAUCUCUAACCUACCGCAAGAUUGCACUUUGAUGAGUGAGAGGUUUUUGCGUGUGUCAACGGUUAAAUUUCGGUUGGCUGACAAUUUGCUUUAUGCGUAUGGUUUUGAAGCAUAUCGUGCAAGUGCUAGAUGAGUGUUCUGCUCAUAUCUUCAAAGUGGUAUCUAUCUACGGGAAGUUAUUAUCUAUGUUUGGUCAUCUGGUGAACUCAAUUCUCUUUUCGAUUUGUUUGUAUUUUGUUGCUUUUCUACUUUUACGGUCGUUGUAUUUGGUAAGUCAGUCAUGCUUUAGUUAUUUUAUGACUUCUUUUUUUAUGAUCGAAUAAAAUG
This is a messenger RNA of Cylicocyclus nassatus, 1237 nucleotides long. NCBI's taxonomy places the organism in Eukaryota, Metazoa, Nematoda, Chromadorea, Rhabditida, Strongylidae. The record is from the annotation of a GenBank genome assembly.